GGCUCUUAGAUCGAAUGAUAUACGAAUAAGUUGGGUAUAUUUAUAUGUAAUUACAAACAUACGAAUAAACUAAAUCAUUUAAAAAGUAUAAUUAGUUUCAUAUUUUGAAUAAUUAAUGUGAAAAUAUUUUAUUAUAUAAAAGCGAAAUCUUUUCAUCUUCUAAAUAAAUAAAGUAAAAUCCAUAAUACAGGAGUUUCUAACAAAGAUGUAUGUCCAAAAGCGAAAAGAGAGUUACUUUCAUAAUCAUAAUUAUAACCAAAAAAGACGUAAACAAUUCAAUUUGGAACCAGGUAUAAAAGGUUUCUUAUGCACAUGCAAUUUUUCUGAAAAAGAAUGUGUACGCGAUGCUUAUAAAUUACUUAAUGAAUUUGCUGAUGAAAUUUAUGGACCAGUUACCACAAAGGACUCCGAUAAUGAUAAUUUCAAAAAAAAAUCCGAGAAAGAUGAUUCUGUGAGUGAUACAAAGAACAUUGAUAACGAAGAUGAUAUUUCAGUUGCUUUAAACAAACAAAUUAAUGAAUUAAAAGCAGAAUAUUCAAAGACAAUAAAUGCCAGAAGAUUCCAGGUAGUUGAUACUGGUGUGAAGAAUGUAAUUUUUAUAAAAAGUACUUUGACAAAUCCAUUAGAAUUAGUUACUAAAAUUAUUAGUGAAUUGGAUAACACAAAACAGCAACGCACAAGAUUCUUAUUAAGAUUACUUCCAAUUGAAGUUAUCUGUAAAGCAAAUAUGAAUGACAUUAAAUCUAAAGCAGAUGUAAUGCUUGAAAAAUAUUUUGCACAGGAACCAAAAACUUUCAGUAUUGUAUUCAAUCGCCAUAGUAACAAUAAUAUACACAGAGAUGAAGUAAUCGAAGACUUAGCAGAAAUUAUAAACAAAAAGAAUCCUGGAAAUAAAGCAGAUUUGAAAAACCCAGAACUUGCUGUAAUUGUUGAAAUGAUACGUGGUUUUUGUCUUAUGUCUAUUGCUCCAAAUUACUAUAAAUUUAAAAAAUAUAAUUUAUUAGAAAUAUGUAACAUCAAAGAACCCACAAAUACCAUAAAACAGAAGGAAGAAAAUGCUUCUAUCGAGGAAAAGAAAGUGACAAACCCUGAUGAAACAAAUAUAACAGAAGACAAACAUUUAACAACAGAAAUAAUUCAUGACAAUGAAAAAUCAAAAAAUUAAAUACGUAGAUAAUAUUAAUACUACUUUGUAAAUCUAUUAUUAUCUUAUACCUACUAAUAAAAAGGAAGUGCUACAUUGCAUGUAUUAGUGAUAUUUUAUAUUGUUUGUAAAAUGUAAGUAAUUUUUUGUAAAAGUUAUAAGUUUAUGUCUUAUAUAAAUCAAAAAGUAAUACAUAAUAUAUAUUUAUAAAUAUA
Bombus pyrosoma is the source of this 1359-nucleotide messenger RNA. RefSeq names its product THUMP domain-containing protein 1 homolog. The coding region runs from base 206 to 1165 and encodes 319 amino acids. The transcript is spliced from 5 exons. Gene Ontology annotation, biological process: tRNA modification. Gene Ontology annotation, molecular function: RNA binding. NCBI's taxonomy places the organism in Eukaryota, Metazoa, Arthropoda, Insecta, Hymenoptera, Apidae. The record is from RefSeq and is a predicted model, not a curated record.